CGUGUUUACAAGUUUACACAUGACUUGGGUUCAGCAGAUUAAAUAAAUUCAAAUCGCGCUGUAUAAGAGUAACUGACACGCAGAAAACUUGCCAUUUGGACUCCGAGACUCGUCGUUGUUGGUGUCGUCAACAGUUAUAAAAUGGAGAGCACCGAAUCAAACACACCCGUAAAGGAAACGACGGAAAUUAAUCCAGACGAUAUACCGGAUGAGGUGACGAUAUUGACACCGAAGGAAGUGAAAGCGAUCAGCGAAUCCUGGAAGGUCGUUUAUGCUAAGAAAAAAGAGAAUGGUGUAGCCCUAUUCAUAAGACUGUUUCAGUCAGUCCCGGGUUCAAAAUCUCUCUUCAAAAAUCUUGACGGAAUUGACGAUGAAGAGAAACUACGAAAUCAUCCACGUUUGAAAGCACAUGGUUUUCGUGUUAUGUCAUCUGUUAACUCGUUGAUAGAGAGUUUGGAGGAGGGUGAAUUGUUGGUCCAGUUGCUCAAAGAUCUUGGAAGCUCACAUUCAAAGAAUAAAGUCACCUCUUCACAUUUUGAUGCAUUAGGACCGGUUAUCAUUUGGUUACUGCAAAAGGAAAACGGCGACAGCUUCACCCCGGCUGUCAAAAACGCGUGGUUGAAAGGAUGGGGCGUGAUGAAAUCCGUCAUUGUGGGAUCACUGGAGGAAGCCUAUGCCAAAAUGAAAACAUAGAGGGCGUCAGAUAAUGAUGCUCACGUCACUAAGAGGCUACGAGACAAUAACUAAUUAAUUGUUAUAGUAUUGUGCAAUGAAUCAUUGGAAUAAAGAUUCAUAAGCUCUUCGAAAAAUCUGCUUUACAUUUUAUUCAAUCACGCAAUAUGUCUGCUGGGUAUCCCGAGAUCUCGCCGGUGUUGCUUGAUCUUUGAAAUGAACUGAAUAAAUUUGGGAAAUUAGCUCAACAAUAA
Saccoglossus kowalevskii is the source of this 926-nucleotide messenger RNA. RefSeq names its product cytoglobin-1. Gene Ontology annotation, biological process: oxygen transport. Lineage: Eukaryota; Metazoa; Hemichordata; Enteropneusta; Harrimaniidae. The record is from RefSeq and is a predicted model, not a curated record. Gene Ontology annotation, molecular function: oxidoreductase activity; oxygen binding; heme binding.